Messenger RNA from Sphaerulina musiva SO2202, 546 nucleotides. RefSeq lists its product as uncharacterized. The transcript has a single exon. Gene Ontology annotation, biological process: post-translational protein targeting to endoplasmic reticulum membrane. Gene Ontology annotation, cellular component: TRC complex. The record is from RefSeq and is a predicted model, not a curated record. NCBI's taxonomy places the organism in Eukaryota, Fungi, Ascomycota, Dothideomycetes, Mycosphaerellales, Mycosphaerellaceae. The coding region runs from base 1 to 546 and encodes 181 amino acids.
AUGUCCACCGAACCCACCAUCCCCCUCCCCCCUCGCGCCCUCGAAGAAAUCUCCGCCAUCGACAACGCCCUCACCUUCCCCACCUUCACAGCCCACACCGCCUGGGUCCUCGGCUCCCUCCUCCGCACGCGCCUCCUCGCCUUUUCCAAACCCACAGUCAUAGACAUCAGUCUCGCACACUCCACGCACUGUCUCUUCCACGCCGUAACCCACUCCGGCACAGCCCCGGACAACGACACCUGGGUGCUUCGCAAACGCAACACGGUCUUGAGGUUUGGAGCUUCCACAUGGUGGAUGCACAAUAAAUUCUCGGGGGACGAGGGGGCUUUUGCGGCGAAAUUUGGGCUGGGGAUGGAAAAGGCGGGGGAAUAUGCGAUUCAUGGUGGGGGUUGGCCGGUUAGAGUGCAAGGUGUUGAAGGGGUUGUGGCGGUGAUUGUGGUGAGUGGGUUGAAGCAGGAACAGGAUCAUGGGGUGAUUGUGCAGGUUGUGAGUGAGUAUUUGGAGGAGUUGGGGAUUGAGUUGGGGGAGAAGAAGAAGGAGGAUUAA